ACAGGAUGGGAUUUUUUAAGCGCUGGUUUUGAUGCUCAGUUUUCUGGUUUUCGUUUCUGAUUUUUCAUGACGGAUAAUUGCAAACACGUCCUCAAAGUAAAGACAAGCAUCCAGUUAGGAAUACUCUCCCCCGAACACUGGCAUUGCAGCAAAUGCCAUACAACAGAAAGUGUUUGGGCCUGUCUGUCAUGUAGCAACUUCGCAUGUGGUCGUUAUAUUUCUGAGCAUGCGUUGCAACACUUUCAACAAACAAAUCAUCCUUUGUGCAUAGAAGUGAAUGAAAAAUUUGUAUACUGUUAUAUAUGUGAUGAUUUUGUUCUCAAUGAUAACGCUCCGGGUGAUAUUAAACUUCUCCGCAUGGCUUUGGAUGCAGUCACUACUCAAGAUUUCGGCAAGCUUCUCAAACAAAAAAAAGGCAGACGAAUUCUUAGGUUUCGUGGUAAAGACGCUGAAAAGAACGGUUUACGUCUGUUAAAGGCAGAUGAUAUACAAACUGCAGUUGUCCGAAACAGAAUUUCUUGUCUUUCAUGGGCAUUACAUCUUUGGUGGUCAAGGUACGCUGAGUUGAGACUUUACGCAGUUAACCCCAAGAAAAAGACAAAAAACAGAAAGAUACCACUGACCCUAACUCCUGCAUUUACAGGUUUGCGCAACUUGGGAAACACCUGUUACAUGAAUUCAAUACUGCAGAUUUUACGUCACACUGCUCCUUUCGCCAAUUAUAUCAUGAACCAUACGUUGAGUGAAAUUAAUUCUCAUUCAAGGAAACGCCGCAGCCACCUUGAUGAUUUAUCGAUUGGAGACCCAGUGUGUCCUGUCAAGCGACAAGCAAUGACAUCAUUACUUUCGAAAAACCAAAUGAUAACUCACAACUAUGAAAAUUUAUGGAGUUCACUACCUACCAAGACACCCUCAUGUUCCCCAAAUACAGAAAAUAGUUUUGGUCCUUGUUGUGAUCCAAAUUUAAUUUCUGUAAGAAAGAAUAUCAUUCCUAAGUGCAAAUCCUUCGGUGGUUUAAAUGGCGGCCAGUGUCCGAAGUUUUUGUAUGACUGUUAUCAGCAAUCACCUUCGUCAUCGCUAGUUAACCCGCAAGUAUCAUCAAUACCUUCUCUUUAUGAAGAAAUACAUAAUUUAUUUAAGCUAUUAUGGUCAGGUCAAAGGUCUAUUGUCAGUCCAAGUAACCUCUUAAGUGUUGUUUGGGCCACCCUUCCAACAUUUAAAGGAUAUAAGCAACAGGAUGCCCAGGAAUUUUUGAGUUUGUUACUUGACCGUUUGCAAGCAGAACUACAUGGUGUUCCAAUGUCUGUCUCUGUUAGUGGUUGUGAUUUUAUCACUCGCGCUUUCCGUGGAUAUUCCGUGAGUCAUAUACAAUGCUCUACUUGUCAUGUAACCGCUUGUACUGAAGAGCCGAUUUAUGAACUUAGUCUUUCACUACCCACCAAAUGCCAUUCCGAUGAGUCGUGUACAUUUGAUAUAGUAGAUUUGCUUCGUCAGUUUGUUAGCCCCUCUCCAAUUGAUGGAGCCAGUUAUGCCUGUGUUAAAUGCAAUCAGUGUUCAGAAAUAAAUAAAGAAGAAACAGAUUUCACGGGACCGGCACUCAAUCAGUGCAGUUAUGAUUCAAAUGAUCAUUUAGGCAAUUUGUCUUAUCCUGUGAAUAAACUUAUAUCUAUCGCUCUGUCCAGGCUCGCAUCUCCAUCUUGUAGUCCUCAGUUAUCUUACCCUGAUUUCAGUACAUCAUGCGAGUUAACUGAAACUUUUUCACUGUCAGAAAGUCCAUUAUCCGCUACUUCAAGUGUAACUGGUCUUGAAGAACAAUACACUAAUCCACCGAUUGAAAGAUCAUUCCAAAUUACUCAGUCAUCCGUUGUUCAAUCCCCAAUCAUCACUUCACCUAAGAAUUCUGCAACUCCUCUUCCUAAGAACUCAUUAUUAACUCAUGCAACCCAAACGAUUCGCCUUUCUAAACUCCCACGAGUUUUGCGGUUACAUAUUAAACGAUUCCGUUGGGUUGGUAGACAAAGAGAAAAACUAACAUGUCACGUAUCAUUUCCUCUUAUUUUGAAUAUGAGUGAAUUUGUGUUAAAUGAUGUAGACAGAGCAGAAUGUCAUCAGCCUCAUUUACACCAGACAAAAUCUGAUCAUAUAGAUGAACCUAAAGCCUCUAUAGAUAACUCACACUGUCAUCAGUCGUCCAUAUUCACUUUGCCAAAAGAGUUUGAGAAAAGUUCACUGAAGUAUCUUUAUCAUUUGACCGGUGUUGUCGUGCAUCAUGGGCGAGGAUUUCAGUCUGGUCAUUAUACUUCUUACUGUUUGAAUGAUAAUCCAGAGUGUUGGUUGCAUUGCAAUGAUGCUAAUGUAUCUUUAUGCGAUUUCUCAGAAGUAGCAUCGGCUCAGGCCUAUAUUCUAUUUUAUUCAGAGCUUAUGCCACGAACACCCUUUCCAAACUGGUAUAAAGAUUCCAUAGCUUCUGUUAGUCCCCACAGCACUACGCCUUAUUCUGUUUCAGAACCCGAAUCAUUGAAAAAUCAGUCUAACAGUCCAUCAUGUUCUAACAAUCAUGAAGGUACUUGCAAAAAUUUCCAAGACAAUUCUGUAUUACAGGAAAAAGAAUCAAAAACAUAUUCAACCAGAAGUUAAAAUGUAGUUAUAGCCCAAGUAAUUCCUUUUUUAAUGCAUUUGUAUUUGAUAUGUAUAUCACACUCAAAAGUUCAUUGUAAAAUUAAAAUCUCUAUUUUCUUUUAGUCAUUUGCCUCUAUACUAAUCAUCAAUAUUGAUUAGUAGUAUUGAAAAUUUUCAUACAUCUAGUCCUUUGUAAAACACUGCAUUUCUUUUUCCUAUAUGUAUUUUGAUUUUGUAAACCAGUUAUCUUCUUAUAGAGGCUUGUUUGCGCCCGAUUCCAGUCUAUCGUUGUGUUUUUUCAAUAUGUGACCUGUAUGUAUAACACAUUCAGUUUUUAUAUACAUAAUUAUGACAUAUAUUUAAUUUUCUUUGUUAAUGAUCAGUGUUUUUUAUUUAUUAUUUAUACAGUAAAUGUUGUUAUCUAACCAACUUUUGUGUGAUAUGAUCACCGAGUUUUUCGUGUGUGCAAUAAUUAAAAAAAGAUAUAUUCUUAAUAAAAUUAUAUCCUACUAAAUUACAGUAUCAUUGAUAAUAGAUGUUUUUUUUUGGGGGGGGAAGGAGGAAAAUUCAACACCAAUUGUUUGCUACUCUUUUUAUGAUGUUUCAGUUGUUGUUAUUACUUAUAGUAUAUUAUCGUUUACAUUCAGUCAGUUUAUAACACAUUCCCUUCUCCUCAUAAUUAAUUUUCUUUUGUUUUGGUCGAAAUUAACUUUCCUACUGUAUGUGCGUGUAUAUAACUGCUUUACUCUUUCCAGUUUGACUUUUGUCUAAAGUUGAUGGCAAAAUAAAAUCUAUAAAUUUCGAUAGU
Messenger RNA from Schistosoma spindalis, 3427 nucleotides. The record is from the annotation of a GenBank genome assembly. NCBI's taxonomy places the organism in Eukaryota, Metazoa, Platyhelminthes, Trematoda, Strigeidida, Schistosomatidae.